CGACCUGACCCACCCAACCAGGCGGCCACGCGUCCGGUCCGUGUUGCCGGAGUCCGACCCGCCGGAUCUAUACAACCACCCGCCCGGCACGGCCCACACGGCGGCGCCGCGGCCAGAGGCCCGGCCCAUCUCGGCUCGGCUCACACGCCCACGCGGUCAACGGUUUGAGCACCCCGCCAUUCUUCCUCCUCGUGAACCUUGUCUCCCUUUCAAAGCCGAGGCGCCUGGUCCUCUCUUCCUCCCCACCUCCCCCGUUGGAGAAGUCAAAUACUCGGCAUACCACUUGGAGCUGGAGCCACCACCCACCACGACUCGACAAUCUGCCCGUCCGGUCUCCUCCCUCGCGAAAGCUCGCCGCUGCUGCGUCCCGGCGCCCCGUGGCGGCACGGCACUCGGGGGGGGGGGGGGGUGCGGUAGGCGGAGAGGCUUCGGCGAGCCUUCGGGAGGAGGCGGUUCUUGGUGCGGUCUCUGCAGCGGGCGUGGAUAAUUGAUAAGGGCGCCGGCGUGCUCUUGACUAACCGGGGCUGUCGCGGCGGCUGGAUUUUGGAUUGGAUUCGGUUCAUCCUCUGCGCUCACGGCGGCGGCGGUUCAGGCAGUAUAGCUUUCUUUACAGGUAACAGUAGUUGGCAUCCUCUCUUUUCAGGACAUGGUAGAAGUCAAUGAGAAUCAGUAAAAUGCUUGUGUUGAUAUCAUAAGUGCAAGCUAAAGUUAUUGAGCUGACAGCACUAUGGCAGAUACAGUACUUUGAGAAUCUCAAAUGAGUUGCUUUUCUAUCUUCUGCAAGAAGAGAAGGACAAGGCGCCAACCAAGUUCCCACCAUAAUGAAGACGUCCCUGGUGGCCCAAAUAUAAAAAGAUACACUUAUAGGGAGCUAGUAAGGGCAACAGAAAACUUUAGCCAAUCAAACAAGAUUGGUGAGGGUGGUUUUGGUUCGGUAUACAAGGGACAGCUCAAGAAUGGAACAAUUAUUGCUGUCAAGGUUCUUUCGUCAGAGUCAAGACAAGGAGUAAGGGAGUUUCAGAAUGAACUUGUGGCAAUUUCUGACAUCUCACAUGAUAAUCUUGUGAAACUUUAUGGGUAUUAUGCGGAAGGAGAUCAAAGAAUCCUUGUUUACAAUCAUAUUGAAAAUAAUAGCCUUGCACAAACACUUCUAGGUUCCAACCACAGCAAUAUCCAGUUCAAUUGGAAAACUAGAGUGAAUAUUUGCCUUGGAAUUGCACGGGGACUAGCAUACCUCCAUCAUGGUGUAAAUCCCCACAUUGUUCAUCGAGACAUCAAAGCAAGCAAUAUACUUCUUGAUAGGGAUCUUACCCCAAAAAUCUCUGAUUUUGGUCUAGCAAAGCUUCUUCCGCCAAAUGCAACACAUGUUAGCACAAGAGUUGCAGGAACACUAGGCUAUUUGGCUCCUGAAUAUGCUAUUCGAGGACAAGUGACACGUAAAUCAGAUGUUUACAGUUUUGGCGUUCUUCUUCUAGAAAUAGUUAGCGGGAGAUCCAACAGUGAUACAAGAUUAGCAUAUGAAGAUCAGAUACUCCUUGAAAAGUUCCCAGAGAUCACCAAUGGGGUUCUCCUCUUGCAGACAUGGAUUUAUUAUGAGCAGGGAGAUUUGAAGAAAAUCAUAGACAGCUCUUUGGGCGAUGACUUGGACGUCACACAGGCUUGCAGGUUCCUGAAAAUCGGGCUCUUGUGCACACAAGAUGUCACAAGACACCGACCUGACAUGUCAAAGGUCAUUGCCAUGCUUACAGGUGAAAUGGAUGUUGAGUCGGAGAAGAUCAGCAAGCCAGCUAUAAUUAGCGAUUUCAUGGAUCUCAAGGUCAGGAGCAUGAGGAAACCACUUGAAAUUGCGACAUCGUCCACAUUCCUGUCCUCCCUGAAUGCACACUCUUCUCCUAUGCUGUCUAAUGAGACGACACAGACCUCCAUGAUAUCCACUGGUGUAUCGGAUCAUGAGUAAUCCAUCCGUUUGUGAAGAACAGAUUGUUGGUGAAAGUGAGUUGGUUGCAGAUAUGAAACACAUGUAGACAGAGUAGCAUAGGUUGGCACCUUGUCCUGAAGUUUACCUGCUGGUUUCUUUUUUCAUGUAUAGAUUUAAUUGCUUCAUUCGUAGUCUGAACAUCAUUGUUGAGCCAAAGGAGUCCAUAUGAGGGAACAACUUCUGUAUGUACAAUACUGGAUUGAUUACACAUUUUCAUUGUACAUGUACAACCUGUUUUUGGGUGAUAAACUAAUUUGCAAUGAUUCCAA
Molecule: messenger RNA, 2247 nt
Organism: Panicum hallii
Lineage: Eukaryota; Viridiplantae; Streptophyta; Magnoliopsida; Poales; Poaceae
Product: cold-responsive protein kinase 1-like
Exons: 7
Coding region: 758-1957 (399 amino acids)
Biological process (GO): protein phosphorylation
Molecular function (GO): protein kinase activity; ATP binding
Source: RefSeq, a predicted model, not a curated record